AUGGCUUCUGCUGCCGAGACUGCCGCGUACGCCGCCGCCGAGGCUGAGCGCGCCGCCGCUACCGUUCCGGAGGUCACCACGGAUGCAGCUCCUCCGGUCUCUGCCGACCCAGCAGCUCCCGCAGCCGCCGAUAUCGCCCCCCUUCCCACGGCCCAAGACCCCACCCGCGUGCGCCUGCACCACCUCAACAACUCGCGCUCCGAGCGUAUCGUCUGGCUCCUCGAGGAGCUCGGCGUCGAGUAUGACGUCACGGUCCAUUACCGUUCCAAGAUUGGAUUCGCGCCCGAGUCUCUCAAGGCGAUUAACCCUCUCGGCAAGGCGCCAGCAAUCGAGCUCGGCGGAAAGGUCUACACCGAGUCGGGCGCGAUCGUCCACCUCCUCCUCUCGACCUUCAAGACGCCUGCCGCGCUCGAGGCCGGCCCCGCGUCGGGCCAGGACUCGGUGCACUGGUCGCAUUUCGCCGAGGGAAGCCUCAUGCUCUUCCUCCAGCCAAUGGUCACGAUUUCGCGCGGCGGCGAGGUGUUCGCGUCCCGCGGCAUCGCGGGCAUGCUGUUUGGCGGCAUUGUCGGCAAGUUUGUCGCGUGGUACACGGGCAUGGCGGCCGACAACGUCAAGAACAUGCUGCAAGAGGUCGAGGGGUUCUUGGCCGCCCAUGAGAACUUUACCGGCGGAGAACAGCUGGGCGAGGGCGACUUCAUGAUGGCCUACCCGCUCAACGCGGUGCUCAGGCGCGGCGCCCCCGCCGGAAUGUAUCUCGGCGACAAGACCAAGGCCUGGGUCGAGCGCGUCAGUGCCCGUCCAGGAUAUGUGGCGGCUGAGAAGAGGAUCAAGGACGAAGAGGAGAAGCAGCGGCCCGCCGAGACCGCAGAGUAG
Apiotrichum porosum is the source of this 873-nucleotide messenger RNA. RefSeq lists its product as uncharacterized. The record is from RefSeq and is a predicted model, not a curated record. The coding region runs from base 1 to 873 and encodes 290 amino acids. The transcript has 3 exons. Lineage: Eukaryota; Fungi; Basidiomycota; Tremellomycetes; Trichosporonales; Trichosporonaceae.